AUGCAAAUACCAAUUGAUCGAUUAAGAAGAAAGAAAAUAUCAACACAAAGAAGAAAAGUCAAUAUAAAUAAUUACAAACAACAAGAUAUAUCCAGCGGUGGAUUGAUCAAUCAUAGUGAUAGUAGUAGUAAUAGUAGUGUAAAUAGUAGUUGUAGUAAUAGUACAGUCAAUAAUAAUAAUAUAGCCGAUGACAACAACAAUAAUAAUAAUGGUGGUCAAAAUAUAGUUUCAAGGAUACUUGGAAGAAAAAAGAAAUCAACUUAUUGUUCUAAUUGGAUUUCAACAACCAAGUACUCUAUACUUACAUUUAUUCCAAAAAAUCUAUUUGAACAAUUUUGUAGAGUAGCCAAUUUAUACUUUUUAUUUAUUUUAAUAUUAUCAUAUACACCAGUUUCACCUGUACUUCCAGGACCAUCAACUAUUAAUUUGGGAAUUGUUCUAUUGGUAAAUGCAUGUAAAGAAGCUUAUGAAGAUUUUAAACGAUAUAAAUCAGAUAAACAUAUAAAUAAUCAAACAACACAAAUUAUAGAGAAUGGGGAAUUUGUUAUAAAGUGUUGGAAGGAUAUCCAAGUUGGUCAUGUUGUCAAGGUGAAUAAUCAAGAACAAUUCCCGGCAGAUUUGGUUUUACUAUCGACUUCAUGUGAAACGUCUCCGGGACUUUGUUAUAUUGAAACAUCCAAUUUGGACGGUGAGACCAAUCUCAAGACAAAACAAUCUCUCAUGGAGACAAACACGUCUCUACAUAAUUUGGACAAUCUCAAUCAAUUCAGUGCAUUGUUGGAAUACGAGGCACCAUCACAGAAUCUAUCGAAAUUUGAUGGUCGUAUUACUAUGGGGUUGUCAGGCGAGACACUUCCAUUGUCAUGUGAACAAUUGUUGAUUAGAGGUACUCAAUUGAUGAACACCAAGUAUAUCUAUGGUGUAGUUGUAUAUACAGGACAUGACACCAAGUACAUGUUAAACACAAUGUCGACACCAAGCAAAAGAAGUAAACUUGAGCGUGAAAUGAACCGUAUUCUCAUCUAUGUCUUGAUAGCAGAGGCAUUGUUGUGUUUGGUCAGUGCUAUUUUAGGUGCUGUCUAUGAACACCGUGUUGGACGUGGUUCGUGGUACUUGCUCAUUAGCAAUCGUCUCAUUGUACAUACUGUCGAACGUUUCUUUACCUUUGUCAUCCUCUACUCUACGAUUGUGCCCAUUUCACUCUAUGUCACCAUGGAAAUGGUUCGUGUCUUUCAAAUCAUAUCGAUCAAUCGUGACAAAAAGAUGUAUCACGAUGAAACAAAGACUUUUGCAAAGGCUCGUACUUCCAACCUCAACGAAGAGCUUGGACAAGUGGAACAUAUCUUUUCCGACAAAACAGGAACUCUGACCCGAAAUGAAAUGGUCUUUAGAAUAUGUAGUAUCGAUGGUCUCUCCUAUGGUAGUCUAUCAAGUGACUACCUAAUUGGUACUGAAUCAAUUUUAAAUGUUAGUUCUGUUGAUCUAAAUCAAAAUCAAAAUAACAAUAGUAGUAAUAAUAAUAAUAUUUGUAAAUCACCUUCAAUUAGCGCAGUAGAUUUAAAAGAUACAUUUGAUAAAUCAACAAGUAGUUUAGCCAAUUUAGUUGAAAAUGUAAACAAACCUUUAAAUGUUGAUUUUAGUAUACCAGCAAACUUGGAGUUUUUCAUAGCCAUUGCAUUGUGUCAUACGGUCAUUCCAGAACAUGAAGGACCAGGCAAUGAAGAUGGUGGAUGCGACGCUAUCAACUAUUCAUCGUCUUCGCCAGACGAGGUUGCCUUGGUGACAGCAGCUGCCAACUUGGGCAUCCAAUUCUUUCACAGAACUCCCAAUUCCAUGGGUGUCAAUGUAAAUGGUCAAGAAAGAAUGUACCACCUAUUGAAUGUUUUAGAGUUUACCAGUGACAGAAAGAGAAUGUCUGUCAUUGUAAGACAAGUAGAUUCACAAGAAAUUAUUCUCUAUUGUAAAGGUGCUGAUACUUCUAUUCUACCAUUUAUCAAUCUACCAUCAAAUGAUAAAGAAAAGGAAAUUUUAAAAUCAAAUGAAGAUAAUUUAAAGAAAUAUUCAUGUAAUGGAUUAAGAACAUUAUGUAUAUCAAAGAAAAUUAUUGAUCCUGUUGAAUAUGAAAAUUGGAAUGUCAUGUUUAAAAAGGCAUCAAUAUCAAUUGAUGAUCGUGAAGAGCAGGUUAGAGAGGUAUCUGCACAGAUUGAGAAUGGAUGGUCAUUGUUGGGUAUAACGGGUGUUGAAGAUAAACUUCAAGACCAGGUACCACAGACUAUUACAACUCUGUCGCAGGCAGAUAUAAAGAUUUGGAUGUUGACUGGUGACAAACAAGAGACUGCCAUUAAUAUUGGAAUUUCUUGUCGUUUAUUAGAGGGUGUAGAUAUACUUAUCCUAAAUGAAACUACCAGUUCCCAAAUACUAGAUCAAGCAAUCGAAUCAAUGAUUAAUCAAAUUGAAUCAAAUGAAAAGUCUGGUGCAGGUGAAACGGACCAUCACCAGACCAACAACAAUAGCAACAACAUUGAAAUGCAAGAAGCUUACAACAACAACAAUAAUAACCAAUUGAAAAAAGAGUAUUCAUUGGUAAUUGAUGGUGCAACAUUGGUAUUGGCUUUGCAAAAGGAAAUAGAGGACAAGUUUUACAAAUUAACAUGUCUAUGUAAAUCGGUUGUAUGUUGUAGAGUUACACCUUUUCAAAAGAGUGAGGUUGUUAGAAUGGUCAAAGAUCGUACUCAAUCGGUUACAUUGGCAAUUGGUGAUGGUGCCAAUGAUGUGUCUAUGAUUCAAAAGGCACAUCUUGGUAUUGGUAUUAGUGGCAAGGAAGGAAGACAAGCAGUGCUAAGCAGCGACUUUGCCAUCUCCCAAUUCAGAUUCCUCGAGCGUUUGGUACUUGUCCACGGUCGCUACAACUACAAACGUUUGUGUCUGUUGAUCUGCUACUUUUUCUUUAAGAAUCUCUUGGCAUCUCUACUCCAACUUUGGUUCUCUUCCAACACCCAGUUCUCAGGUGCCUCCUUUUACGACUCUGCCAAUAUCCUCUGUUACAAUCUCGUCUUUACGUCGCUGCCCAUCAUUAUUAUCGGUGUCUUUGAAAAGGACAUUGGAUCUAGUUAUCUCCGUCGGUUCCCACAACUAUACCGCGAGUGCCAAAAGGGUGCAUGCUUUAACCACCGUAUUUUCUGGUACUGGAUCUCCACAGGUGUCUACUGCUCUGCCUGUAUCUACUUUUUCACAUCACGUAUCUUUAUCGAAGGUCCACUCGACUCUGACGGUCGUAUUGGAUCCAUGUGGGAGACUAGUGCCGCCGGAUUCACCUCUCUUGUAUUUGUAGUCAAUUUAAGAUUAGCUCUUUGUAUAAAUACUUGGACAGUUCUACAUCAUGUAACAUUAUGGGGAUCUUUGAUAGUAUAUGCUUUGAUAGAGUUUGUUUACAGUGUAAUCUAUAUCGAAUAUGUAGGUUACUUUCACUACAUAUUUGUACAUCUUACCGAGAAACCUAUCUUUUACUUUGCUCUCUUUGUCACUGUUCUCUGUGCACUCUUGCCCGCCUACACUGUAUCCUAUGUCAACCGAAACUACUUUACCAAACCAAUACACAUCGUCCAAGAACUCAUGAGACAAGACAAACGUAAACUACGACAUAAAUUAAAACUUAUGAAUAUUUAA
Messenger RNA from Cavenderia fasciculata, 3666 nucleotides. Its product is annotated as P-type ATPase. Lineage: Eukaryota; Evosea; Eumycetozoa; Acytosteliales; Cavenderiaceae. The transcript is spliced from 6 exons. The record is from RefSeq and is a predicted model, not a curated record. Gene Ontology annotation, molecular function: ATP hydrolysis activity; ATPase-coupled intramembrane lipid carrier activity; ATP binding. Gene Ontology annotation, cellular component: plasma membrane. Gene Ontology annotation, biological process: phospholipid translocation. The coding region runs from base 1 to 3666 and encodes 1221 amino acids.